Strongylocentrotus purpuratus (purple sea urchin) is the source of this 4485-nucleotide messenger RNA. RefSeq lists its product as uncharacterized. The coding region runs from base 75 to 2249 and encodes 724 amino acids. NCBI's taxonomy places the organism in Eukaryota, Metazoa, Echinodermata, Echinoidea, Camarodonta, Strongylocentrotidae. The record is from RefSeq and is a predicted model, not a curated record. Gene Ontology annotation, molecular function: calcium ion binding. The transcript is spliced from 14 exons.
GAAGCGCAGUGCACUCAUCGCCUCGUUACGGUGGUGCUUUCUUCUCGAGACCACGGAACAAUGCCAUUUCAGCCAUGCGGCCAUCGGGGGGACGAAACAGCAUCUGCACGUAUGGAGCCUUCAAGAGGGACUGCUGCUACGGAUGGAAGAGGAACGAACGUGGAAUAUGCCAACCUAUAUGUGAGAGAUCUUGCGGAAAACAUGGAACUUGUGUAUCAUAUAACCGCUGUAAAUGUCAUCCCGGAUGGUUAGGAGAAUAUUGUGAAGCAGAUAUGAACGAGUGUGCUGUACACCCCUGUGAGCAUCGCUGUAUGAACACUGACGGUUCUUAUAAAUGCUAUUGCGAACACGGAUACAUCAUCAUGGCCGACGGACGGUCGUGCAGUCGUGACGACAGGUGUUAUUCCUCACGGUGCCAGUUUGGUUGCAUCCAGUACAACGAUGGCUUCAACUGUUUCUGUCCAGAAGGUCUCAAGCUCACAGAAGAUGGCCUUGGAUGUGAAGAUGUUAACGAAUGCGAGGAAGGUUUAGCGAAAUGCCCACGCGGUCGCCGAUGCGCCAACACAUACGGAAACUACCUUUGCCUGUGCCCCGAAGGAUAUAAAUAUCAAUAUGUCAGUGGAAAACUAACGUGUGUAGAUGAUAAUGAGUGCCAAUCGAACAGGGAUAGGUGCAAUGUCAACGCUAGAUGUGAGAAUCAACCGGGCGGCUUCGCGUGUGUCUGUAAUGCUGGCUACAUAGGAACGGGAGAGCAGUGUCUCACGCUUGGUCGUGACACCUGUGCGCAGAACCCCUGUUUCGAAGGCGUUAGGUGCAAUGACCUCAGGAUCAAUGUGAACACGUUGGACUACACCAGCCAGGAGGAGGCCAAGAGGUAUGAAUGCGGCCCCUGUCCGCCAGGACAUGUCGGUGAUGGCGUCACCUGCGUAGCUUCGAACGUUGACGUCACGAUCCUUGUCCUGGAACAGAUGGGGGGCACACCCGUGGCCGACGUCAAGGUCCGAUCCCUGGACGUCACCAACGGCGGAACCGAGUUCGCUCAGGCCUUCACCGGAGCCAACGGCAUCGCCAAGCUCCCCGUCCCCAACGACGCCAACAUCGUGGUGGUGGCCAGCAAGACGGGACACCCGACCGCAUCGACCACCUUCAACGUCCGCAACAACGAAAAUAACCUAGUGACCUUGACACUGACCAGGCACAACGAUGGAGCAGAAUUCCCCUACCCUCAACCUCGACCUCGAACCUUCACCUUCACAGACCCUAACACACCCGAUGGACAACUCCAGGUCGAAAUACCAGCACGUGGUCUGAAUGUUUCUGAAGGAUCCACGAUCAGCCUGAGUGUAAGAACCGUUGAUGUGAGCAACCCUCAGGAUGUACGAAACGUUCCCGAGCUUGCAACUCAAGGUUCCGGUCCGGCUAGACUAGAGGCUUUGGCUGUUGCAGAAAUCGAGCUUACCGAUUCAAAAACCGGAGAGAAAGUUGAUCUGACCGAAUCAGCUACGAUACGUAUUCCUCUGUCAGACCGAUUUGAACCACGAAUGGUUGGCUCAACCGUUCCCGCUUGGUACUUCAAUGAAGCUAUCGGUCUAUGGGUACAGGAUGGCAUCGGCACCGUUGAAGAGGACGGCCAGGGGGGCCUUGUGUGGGUCUACCAGACGGAACAUUUCACCUGGUGGGCCGUGGGUGACAUCUGGCCUGGCAUGCAGCUCGUCACCAUCAAAACCUGCUUCACCGAGGACUGCUCCGUCGUCGCACCCAACACCGGCAUUCAAUUGUGGGGCGUAGACUACCUCUAUGAAGCCAACUUGAUCACCACCAAGACCGGUACUAUUGUAACAUUCGUGAAGACAAAUGCUGCCAUCAGACUCAUCCACAACUGCGGCAGCGAAGAGUCCGAGGAAUAUAUCAUCGUUCCCGAGACCGUCGAAAUAGUUUACAAGGUUUCAGAAACGGUCAACUACGCCUGUAAGGACCCCGGUCAAGUCACGGAAGGAGUCCGUCAGGGCGACGACUUCUCCUUCGGCGCCGAAGUCACCUACUUCUGCAACCCCGAGUACAUGCUGCACGGAAGCUCGCGUCGGGUCUGUACCCCGUGCGGCGAAUGGAGCGGAUUCCAACCUUUUUGUGAGACCGAUGUGACCAUAUCGUCCAUUUCAUCGCUCGACAGCAGUAGCACCAGCACCAGCAGCAGCCCGGCAGAGCUGUACACCAGCGAGCCUGAACUGUCGGGAGACGGCCCAUUAUAAUUCUUCCGAUGAAUAAACUAUCAUUAUUCAGACAUAAAGCAGUAAUUAGAUAAGAUAAAAUGAAGCAGAAUGCUUUGAAUUCAUCACUCUAUAUGGAAGCAUUUUAAUGAUCAAAUAAACAUGAAUUAUUAGUUUCACCAAAACAAAAAAUUAACACAGAAAUACCAUGAAACAGGGGAGUUGGUACAAAGAUUAUGCUCUCAGAAAGUUAUGGGAAUUAUUUUAUUGUAAAAGGCAUAUAAAAGUUUGUUGUAGAUAGUAUUCUCUUUUUAUUUAGAAUGAAUUUUUGUCUUUAUUGUGCUGUCUUUCUUCUUAUCGAUUGUUAAUAUGUAUUUUGUUAAAACCAUGCACUUCAUGAUGAUUUCAUAUAUGAUACCAUGGUUACAGUUGAUGCGAGGUGAAAUUGUUUCCCAUAUUCAAAACAAAUGUGAUUACAAGAACUCGAGCAUUAAGCGAACACAAUACGUGGAGGGUAAUGCACUUUCAUUUUGACAGACUUCAAGGAUUGUUUGAAUAUUUAUGUUUCAAAACUGCUCAUAAAAUAUAUUCAAUGGCAUAUCAAUUAAUGCCCUCCAAUAUUGUAAGUUGGGGGAGACCCGACAAGUUAUCUUAGAAAUGUUGACAAAAGUACCAUGCAAUAUCUGAAUUUAUUUAAAUUUUGGGGGAAAUAUAGGAAAGAAAGUACCCAUGAUAAAAGAGGAGUAUGAUAGCAACUUUGGCUAGUGUUACCAAACGGGACGCGGGCACAUCGUAAAAUGCGGGGGUGAAUAAUAUAUUCAGUUGUUGCUUAUAUUGUUUUAAAUUCAUCUGAAUAAUUAUCAUCAUGCUGCAUCGGGUGACUGUUGUUGCAAGGGCUUUCGAAACAUCACCACAAGGCAAUAGACAGUUUUCGUAAUGUAAUCAAUUGUAAUGCAUGAAUCUUUCUUAAGAGCCUCGUUACAAGUGAUUUCAAUCACCUGCUACGAAUAAUUUAAUUUCAACAGUCAGAAUGCGAAUGGCAUACAUUACGUGUUAGGUAGGCCAAGCCAUAAUUUUGGUCCCACCUAGCAACAAUUAAUGUAUCCAAAUCACAUUCUGACUAUUGAACUAAAAUUAUUCGUAAUAGCAUUGUACAUCAUUUCUUGAAAGUGUUAAAAAAACUUGUAAAAUCUUCGUUGUUGUAGUUGUCAUUGUAACGAAACGAAAAGAUUGUAUCAUCUUGACUACGCUAUAUCUCGACCGAUUUUUUCCUUUUUAUUGAAAUGUUCGUAAUACAUAUAAUGAAGUGUAUAUAUCAAUGGUGCUAGACGGUGCUAAACAUGACGCUAAUAAUUAUACCCUCUCCGAACUUGCAAUUUCAUAGAUUUUCUGGAGGUUAUUCGUACCGUGAUAAUAAUGUGAUGAUAGUGUUUAAAAAUGUUCCCAAUCGUGCAUUCUCCUAUGCAAUUGGUUUCCGGCGCUUUCUCAAUUUCUACAAAUGUAAGCCUCUUCCAGCAAAAACUUCCUAUCUAAAUGGGCCGAAAUUACUCUCGCUUUAACAGUGUGCCUUAUAAUAUGAAUAUAAUUACUGAGCUUUAGUCAGUUCGAGAGAGCAAGCUCAACUCAUGUAAUUUGUUGAUUCUGAUAUUCUCUUUAUGUAAAUAAUUAUGUUUAUUCUAAGAAUAUGACCUUUGAGGGUCGGUCGAUGACCAUCUCAAUGAAUUUCAAAUUAGCUCAUGUAUAUACUUUUCUUUCCUUCCUAUUUAUUAGGUUACAAAUUUAUGACUAGAACAUCUAUAGGAGCACCAUUCAAAAAAGUGCUUCGGCCGCAUUCCGCUAGAGGGCAGUAUAUAGUCAUAGCAUUUGUUUCACAAUCCCGCGUGUUAAUCCGAAUGGCGGUAUGGCGGUUGAUCCCUAUAAAGUGUGCUCGCGGACCGGCGGCCGAGUGAAUACGAAAUGUAUGAAGCCGAAACACGUUCGAAAGCAGUGCCCUCUAUCAGCUAAUGAUGUCACGUAUCACUACAUUUUAAGGGAAGUGCAUGAUGUAUACCUAAUUAUAAAUUUAAAUUUUGUUGGACUUUACAUGUAGAUAGAAUGUUCAUUUGUUUGUAUAGCAUGGCAGAAAGCAGUAUGUAGUCUUGGGAUGAGGUUGAGGUAAUGUACAAAAUGAUUUGCUUCAGACAAGUAAAAAAAAUUAAAGAUAGAAAGCUAAAUGUAAUUAUGUGAAUCCUAACGAUCGUUUUAAUGUAAUAAAAAGAAAUAGACCAAAUCUUUCAAA